UCUUUGGUACCAGGGUUCAGCUGUGAUUUCGGACAAUGAAGGACAGGGUGUGCCCUAAAGAAGGAAGUCAACUGAACACAGGCAAUAUUAGUUGUGCGCAGAAAAGCCAACCCAUUGCCGAAAGCCUUCCUCCACAAAUUGUGGACUUCAGUCUCCGGGGCAAUGGCCGAUGACAACCGCGCGUGCGUAGGAGGCUUCGUUGAUACCACCGUUCACGUGGAUGUCAAGGAUUAUUACGGCAAGGUGCUGAAGAAAACCGAGGACCUGAAGAGCAAUGCCUGCGUGGCUCUGGCCAAACCCGUCCCUGCAUUCAUCCGCCAGGCUCUGAAGAAAGUGCACCCCGAAGUCACCGCCAGGUACUAUGGCUGUGGUCUGGUGGUGCCAGAGUGUUUGGAGGGCUGCAAGAUACUGGACCUGGGCAGUGGAAGUGGAAGGGACUGCUACAUGCUGAGUCAGCUGGUGGGCCAGAAGGGCCAUGUCACUGGCAUUGACAUGACUGAGGACCAGCUGGACGUGGCCAGGACACAUGUGGACUAUCACAUGAAGGAGUUUGGCUACAAGAAGCCCAACGUUAGUUUUGUCCAGGGCUACAUUGAGGCCCUGACAGAAGUGGGUUUGGAAAAGAGCUCAUUUGAUAUCAUCAUUUCCAACUGCGUGGUGAAUCUCUCUCCAGACAAGAAGAGAGUUCUGGCUGAAGCCUACAGCGUGCUCAAGGAUGGAGGUGAGCUGUACUUCAGUGACAUCUACAGCAGUGGAAGACUAACAGAGGAAAUUAAAAAUCACAAAGUCCUGUGGGGUGAGUGUGUUGGUGGAGCGCUCUGGUGGAAAGAUCUGCUGCUAUUGGCUGAAGAAGUGGGCUUCAGCCCACCACGGCUGGUCACAGCCAGCGUCAUCACGGUUGACAACAACGAGCUGCAGGACAUUCUGGGUGACUUCAAGUUCGUAUCGGCCACAUACCGCCUGUUCAAGGUCCCUCAAGGCAACACCAAGCCCUGUCGGGUCAUGUAUAACGGGAGCAUCACAGGGGUGGAGGACAGCUUCCAGUUUGACCGUCAAUACACAUUCAAGGUCGAUGACGUGGUGGAGGUUGACGGAGAGGUGGCCGCCAUCCUGACCCAGUCCAGAUUUAAGGCAGACUUCACUUUUCAGCCACCGGGAGGCCCCUGUGAGCCCCGCGGAGCCAAACUUAAGGAAGCCAUUGUGGAUCCUUUUGAGCUGGUCCUCCAGCUGGAGAAACCAAGUCCAGGUGCAGCCACAGGGGGGUGCUGCAGCACAAAGUCUGCUACCUGCUGCAAAUGAUGGUGGGAAGAGCACUGAGAGAUACAGGCCCAGCAUCAUGCUAUAUAUGAAUAAUGAAAGAUGUUCAAGUGUACUGACUAAGAGUAUGCCUUAUGAUGCAAUGGCAUUGAAAUAAAUCACUUGCACAUAAACAUGUGUCUUCUUG
This is a messenger RNA of Anarrhichthys ocellatus (wolf-eel), 1444 nucleotides long. RefSeq names its product arsenite methyltransferase (gene as3mt). Gene Ontology annotation, molecular function: arsenite methyltransferase activity. The transcript has 11 exons. Gene Ontology annotation, cellular component: cytosol. NCBI's taxonomy places the organism in Eukaryota, Metazoa, Chordata, Actinopteri, Perciformes, Anarhichadidae. The record is from RefSeq and is a predicted model, not a curated record. The coding region runs from base 163 to 1299 and encodes 378 amino acids. Gene Ontology annotation, biological process: toxin metabolic process; arsonoacetate metabolic process.